AUGUAGAGCCCUCCUAAUCCAGAAAAAUUAGGUAAGUAUUUUAAAAUAUAAGAUAAGAAAUAAAUUCCUUAGAAAUAAUGACAUUAAAAGAUGUAUAAUAAAAUAAUGGGUAAGAUGGAAAAAAAAUAUUUGUCGCAAUUAAGAAUAUUGUAUUUGAUGUAUCAGAUUCAGGUAAUCAAAAUGAUUUAAAUCAGAUAGUUAUAAGUCUGAUGGUCCUUAUGGAGUUUUUGCUGGACAUGACAUUUCGAUAUCAUUAGGAAAAAUGAAUAUUUCAGAGGAAUUUUUAGAUUAAUAUGGCAUUGUUACAGAGUCAGAAGAUGAAAUAGCUAAUAUAAAUAGUUGGUUUAGCUAUUUUUAUUAAAGAUAUCCAGUGAUAGGGAGAAUAGAUGAUAAAAAAUAAAAUUGA
Molecule: messenger RNA, 406 nt
Organism: Paramecium sonneborni
Lineage: Eukaryota; Ciliophora; Oligohymenophorea; Peniculida; Parameciidae
Source: the annotation of a GenBank genome assembly